Messenger RNA from Emiliania huxleyi CCMP1516, 1261 nucleotides. RefSeq lists its product as hypothetical. The coding region runs from base 10 to 1161 and encodes 383 amino acids. NCBI's taxonomy places the organism in Eukaryota, Haptophyta, Isochrysidales, Noelaerhabdaceae. The transcript has a single exon. The record is from RefSeq and is a predicted model, not a curated record. Gene Ontology annotation, cellular component: preribosome, large subunit precursor; nucleolus; nucleus. Gene Ontology annotation, biological process: ribosomal large subunit biogenesis; ribosome biogenesis; ribosomal large subunit export from nucleus. Gene Ontology annotation, molecular function: protein binding.
CGGACCUCCAUGGCGACCGCCGGCUCCUCUAGUGACGGCCGGCUCGACGUGGCGCAACUCCUGGCGCAGCGUGCGGCGAGCAGCGGGCGGCCGUCCAUCGAGGUGGAAAAGGAGGACGACCUCGAGUACGACCUGGCGCACCUUGCCGCCUUCGACCCUGCGCCGCUCUCUGCAGAGGCGCUCUCGGCGGACGCCGAGGCGCACCUGCUCGAAACGGCGCGCGACAACGCGCAGCUGAUGGCGAACCGGCUGUACGCGAUCCUCGCGUCGCAGGAGAGCAAGGCGGUCAUCCGCCUUCCCCCGCCCACGACGCAGCUGCCGCGUGAGAAGCCGCUGCCAAAGCCGCGGCCGCAGACGCGCUGGGAGAAGUUCGCGGCGGAGAAGGGCAUCGUCAAGAAGAAGCGGUCCAAGAUGGUGUGGGACGAGGCCGCCGGCCAGUGGGCCCCGCGGUACGGCUUUGGCCGCGCCAACAAGCAGGACGACCCGCUCAAGACGUGGCUCGUCCCUGCGAAGCCGGGCGAGGACGGCUCGACCGACCCGUUCGAGGCCGCGGCCGGGAAGCGGGGCGAGGCGCGCGCGAAGCAGAAGCGGCAGGAGGAGCGCAACCGUCUCGAGGCGGCCCACGCCGCCGGCCUCACCUCGCGCGGGAAGGGCGCCGCGGCGGGCGCCGGAGGCUCGCUCGGCUCGUCGGUGAUCGCUCGCGACCUCGGCGCGGCGUCGGAGAAGAAAGAGUACCUGUCGCGCGCGAUCCGGACGACGCAGGUCUCGACCGCGUCGGCGGGGCGAUUCGACCGGCAGCUGGAGCACGAGCCUUCCAAGGAGCGGGGCAAGCGGAAGCAGUAUGCCUCGGCCACGUCGCGCGCCGACACGGCAGCAGACGCGGCGCGGACGGCCGCGGUGGCGGGCAAGCUCUUCCCCGAGGACGCGGCGCGGACGACGGUGCGCGCCAAGGCGAUCGACUCUGGCAAGGCGGCCAAGAUCGCGCGGCUCGAGGCGGAGGGGAACAACCGCAAGGCGAAGGUGUCGGGCAGCGGCGGCUCGAAGCUCGCCAAAAAGGCGAAACCGGCGCCCGGAGGGGGAGGCAUCGGCAAGGGCAAGGCCACCGCAAAGGUCAAGAGCAAGGCGGCGGCCAAGGCCAGCAAAGGAGGCAAGAGGAAGUGACGCGUUUGCGGGUGAGAGCACAGUCUCGGCGGGGGGGAGUCCACAGCGGGGUCGGAUCUCGCGGGCGAAAAGCAAAAGGAUUGUGUUUGAGGAUAUUCAU